This is a messenger RNA of Porites lobata, 1749 nucleotides long. The record is from the annotation of a GenBank genome assembly. NCBI's taxonomy places the organism in Eukaryota, Metazoa, Cnidaria, Anthozoa, Scleractinia, Poritidae.
AUGGCCAUACUAUUAGUUGUCGCGAAGGAACAAACAACUCUCCCUAAAGCUUGUAAUGCCAUCAAGAGGUUGGAAAAGAAACUUGACAAGCUUGCACAGAACUUGGGGGAAAAGUUGGAAAAUCUAACUGCACUGAUCAGCAAGACUCCGGGUAAAGAGUUGACCUAAAAUAUUUCAGCAUUAAGUUUUGGCUAAAAGUGAAUUUUAUCCCCUAUCUUACAGGAAAUAUUGUUUUUCCUUAUAGGCAUUCCCGCCUCCUCUUGAAAGGAACUGUAUGAUAAUCACGGGUAAGUUUACCGGUCGCCUAUAUGAUGCGUCACAUGCAUGUUACAAGUACUUAUCUUUUGCCAGUUCACCCGAAGCGCCUAUUUAAAAAACCUCCAAGAGAUGAGAUAAAGUGAAAAGCGCAAUCAUGGCUGCUGGGCUAAAAGUUAGGGAAAUAAAAAGAUAGCAAAAUAUUUUAAAACAAAUGUAAUUUACCCGCAGUAAAAGUUUCGAGAACGCGUACCUCAGCGAAGCGAGAAUGGAAGACGCUUCAUCCUCCUAAAAUUUUUAUCAGAUGGUUAUACCGAAAACAACAAAAAAAUAGUCAGAAAUUGGUAAAAAAUGGAUGAUUAAGCUCGAAGCCUCUUAUCUUGCCAGGUUCAACGAUAAAUGGAAGAAAGGAAACUUUGCGGUAAUUCUUGUAAUUUUCACAUAGCUCUAUUUUUUUUAGUGAACACCUUGAAUUGGUACGAGACGAUUUUUCUCUCUUGACAUUAAUUGACAAAGAUCAAGAGGAUUGUUCAUUUUUGUCCCUUAAAUUUUUGUCCAUCAGGUUAACUACCAGCCGAGUGUAUACGCUGAAGUUUGAUUCAUACAAGUUUUCUGUUUACUGUCACAUGGGAGACUUUGGAUGCGGAGAUGGAGGAUGGACGAUGGCCAUGAAGAUUGACGGCACUAAGGUAGUACAAGUCUUUCAGCUUAUCAACUAACUGUGAUAUGAAUAUUUAUUUUACGAUUCUCGUUUGCAGAAAACUUUCCACUACGAUUCUCAUCUCUGGAGCGACAAAAAUCCAUACAACAUUGCAGGAGGGAGAACUGGGUUUGAUUCACAAGAGACUAAGCUGCCGAGCUACUGGAAAACACCCUUCUCCAAGAUCUGCCUCGGUAUGAAGAUCGGCCACAAGAUAAGAUUCUUUACCAUCUACAAGCACGCCAACUCGCUGUACUCGCUGAUCGCUGACGGCCAAUACCGCGCCACCUCACUGGGUCGAAUCACGUGGAAGUCGCUGAUUGGUCCACAGGCAUCCUUACAAAAAUACUGUAACAAGGAAGGGUUCAACGCUAUCUGCAGUGAUAAACCACAUUCCAAGGCAAGAAUUGGUAUCACAAGUAAUGAAGCGAACGAUUGUUUCUUGUGUGACUCCAGAAUCGGAUUUGGUACAGGAGGACAUCAUGACGACACAAACACGUGUGGAAAUGAGGCCACAUUUUCCCCAGACAACGGAAACAAGCACAUCAAAACCAUGGGCUACAUCUUGGUUCAGUAGUAAAGAACCCUGAACUUUCCAAUGAGCAUUAAAAUUUUAGUCGGUUAGUUUACCUCAAGUUUUCUCUCAGAAGAAACAAAAUUCACAGUGGGACAUAGGUGCCACUUAGGUUAGAUGAUCUUGUAAAGAUUGCCUUAUAUUCUAGAUAAAGUGGGGAACAACUAAAUGCAUGGUUGUUUUAGUUUGAUAUGAAUAAGAGAGACUUCUGUUAUGGUGC